Messenger RNA from Paramecium sonneborni, 309 nucleotides. Lineage: Eukaryota; Ciliophora; Oligohymenophorea; Peniculida; Parameciidae. The record is from the annotation of a GenBank genome assembly.
AUGGUUAGAAGUAAGGGUUUUGGAAAGAUCCGUUCCUAAACUAUUAGAUGUAAAUAUUAAUUGAACAUUGUGAAUAGGAAAGUUGAAAUUUUUGAUGUUGGAAAAUAUUAAAAUGGCUUUAGAAUUGAAAGAUGGAAUUUUAUUUCUGAAAAUGCUAAGAUGUAUUUAUUUUGAAAAUUGCUUAGUGGUUGUGGGUUUUACAAUAAAAAUGGCUAAAAGUAAGGUAAAUGGAUUGAGCUAGAUAAAGGAUUUUAUAAUUUAAAAAAAGUGAUUUAUUUUGGAGAAUAUAAUAUGAAUGGUAUGAAAUGA